AUGAUUGCAUCCCUGUUGAGUCGCAGAGCGUUGUCGCUCGCGGUCAUAUCUCUUCUCGCAUCCUCUGCUGCAGCUGAUGUGUUUGAGAGCUUGUCUUCUGUCCCUCAAGGAUGGAGAUAUUCUCGCAAACCUCGUGCCGACCAGCCCAUCCGGCUACAGAUCGCACUGGCGCAGGGCGACACCGCCGGAUUCGAGGAGGCCGUCAUGGACAUGUCUACCCCCGACCACCCCAGCUACGGCAAACACUUCCAGACCCACGAGGAGAUGAAGCGCAUGCUGCAGCCCAGCGCAGAGUCUGCCGACUCCGUACGUGAUUGGCUUGAAAGUGCCGGUAUCACAAAGAUCGAGCAGGAUGCCGACUGGAUGACCUUCUACACCACCGUAGAGACGGCGAAUGAGCUGCUGGCAGCUAAUUUCCAGUUCUACGUCAGCAAUGUCAAGCACAUUGAGCGGCUUCGCACUCUCAAGUAUUCCGUUCCGGAUGCUCUCGUGUCUCAUGUCAACAUGAUUCAGCCAACCACUCGUUUUGGACAAUUGAAAGCCCACCGGGCUACCCUGCAUAGCCAGACGAAGGAAACUGACGCGGCAUUCCGCGCAAACGCCAUGUCUGCUAGUCCUGAUUGCAACAACAUCAUCACGCCUCAGUGCUUAAAGGAUCUCUACAAGGUCGGCGACUACAAGGCCGAUUCUUCAAACUCCAACAAAGUUGGCUUUGUCAGCUACUUGGAGCAGUACGCCCGCUACUCCGAUCUCGCUUUGUUUGAAAAGAACAUCGCACCCUCUGCCGUGGGUCAGAAUUUCUCUGUCGUCCAGUACAAUGGCGGCGGAAACGACCAAAACUCAAAGGGUGACAGCAGCGAGGCCAAUCUCGACUUGCAGUACAUUGUCGGAGUCAGCUCGCCUGUACCCGUUACCGAAUUCAGCGUUGGUGGCCGGGGCCUGCUGGUUCCCGAUCUUGACCAGCCUGACCCGAACAACAACAACAACGAGCCGUACUUGGAUUUCCUCCAGAACGUGCUCAAGAUGGACGCCAAGGACCUUCCACAAGUGAUCUCCACUUCAUAUGGUGAGGAUGAGCAGAGUGUUCCUGAGAAGUACGCCCGUAGCGUGUGCAAUAUGUUCUCCCAGCUCGGCAGCCGCGGUGUCUCAGUCAUCUUCUCAUCUGGCGACUCCGGUGUUGGCGCAGCUUGCCAGACCAAUGACGGCAAGAACGCAACCCACUUCCCGCCCCAAUUCCCCGCGGCCUGCCCCUGGGUAACAUCCGUUGGAGCCACCACCGGCACCGCACCUGAGAGGGCAGUCUACUUCUCAUCCGGUGGAUUCUCCGACCUCUGGGAGCGCCCCAAGUACCAAGACUCCGCAGUGGGCGACUACCUCGGCACCAUUGGCGACCAAUGGUCCGGCCUCUUCAACCCCAAGGGCCGUGCUUUCCCCGACGUCGCCGCCCAAGGCCAGAACUACGCGAUUUACACGCAUGGCUCACUCACCAGCGUCGACGGCACAUCGGCCUCUGCACCGGCCUUUGCAGCAAUUAUCGCUCUUCUCAAUGAUGCCCGUCUCAAGACUAACCAAUCGCCCAUGGGCUUCCUCAACCCGUGGCUGUACUCUGCCGGCCGCGACGGUCUGACCGACAUCGUCAAUGGCGGCAGCACUGGCUGCGACGGUAAUGGUCGCUUCGGCGGACCCAACAAUGGCGGUCCUUCUGUCCCUGGUGCUAGCUGGAACGCUACUCAGGGCUGGGAUCCUGUCACUGGUCUUGGAUCGCCUAACUUCGCUGCUAUGCGGAAGUUGGCUAAUGCAGAAUAA
This is a messenger RNA of Penicillium soppii, 1806 nucleotides long. Its product is annotated as S53 family peptidase. The transcript is spliced from 3 exons. The record is from RefSeq and is a predicted model, not a curated record. NCBI's taxonomy places the organism in Eukaryota, Fungi, Ascomycota, Eurotiomycetes, Eurotiales, Aspergillaceae. Gene Ontology annotation, molecular function: tripeptidyl-peptidase activity; serine-type endopeptidase activity. Gene Ontology annotation, biological process: proteolysis. Bases 1 to 1806 code for a protein of 601 amino acids.